Molecule: messenger RNA, 2236 nt
Organism: Larimichthys crocea (large yellow croaker)
Lineage: Eukaryota; Metazoa; Chordata; Actinopteri; Sciaenidae
Product: membrane cofactor protein-like
Exons: 13
Coding region: 251-1273 (340 amino acids)
Source: RefSeq, a predicted model, not a curated record
GACCCCAUGUGGGACAUGCGAGAACAGAAAAUUCUCCCUCACUCACAAUCAGCAUUGUAGACCAAUGUCGUAAAGCUGGAGCGUCACUUUAGGGCCACGCCUAUGCUAAAGGUUGGGCCGGUACUUCCCGAAAAUAAAGAAGCAGAACCGUCGGAGAGGAGGGUAAUUUCACCGCGGGGAAGACAGCAGUCAACACUGUGAUUGUUCAGCUUUACCUCGACAUCUCACUGACUUGCUGGUAGAAAUCAUCAUGGGUGUAACUUCCUUUCUUCUAGUGAGCUGCCUCGUCAUUUCUGCUCAAGCUCAAGACUGUUCCAAACCUGCCUCGGGACCCAACACAAGUUUGAGAGACCAAUACAUUCUUUUAGACUCAUUCAGCGAUGGGACUAGAGUCUCUUUUAAAUGUAAUGUUGGCUACACACCUGCAGGAGGGUCUCCAUAUAUUACUUGCACCGCUGGCAGUUGGAGUCAUUUGACCCUGAUAUGUGAAAGAAAGAGCUGUGGACCUCUUGAAGAAAAGCCAAAUACAUUAUACGAUUACAGUGAAGGGAUUGAAUUUGGUGAUAAAGUUGUGAUCACUUGCGCUACGGGUCACGUGAUGCCUGGCGCAGAACAGAAAAAAGAACUGCUUUGUGGAGACCAAGGGUGGAUGGGCAGGCAGCCUGUAUGUGAAGCGGUGACUUGUGAUCCACCACCGUCAAUUGUGGAUGGCAGUUACAAUCCAAUAAGUGAGCACUAUUCCUAUAGAGAUGUUGUGCAGUACAGUUGUCAAUCAAAUUUGGUACUUAAUGGAUCUCAAUCAAGAGCAUGUUCAGAAGAUGGAACAUUUAAGCCUGCUGCUCCAAAAUGUGUCAAUGUUGAAUGUAAAGACCCUGUAAUUCCAAAUGGUGAAUGGGUUGAUGGUUCUCGACCACCGCAUAAAUACCAGUCUUCAAUGACGUACAGGUGCAAAAAAGGAUAUACAAUGCAAGGGUCGCCUAAUCUGAUGUGUGGAAUUAAUAAUCAGUGGUUACCUGGAAUACCACAAUGUAAACAAUUACCAACCACAACUACCACCACCACCACCACCAUCACACCGAAAGGCGAUGGAUCCUCUACUAAACCUUGGGUUAUCGCUGUUGGUGUUUUGGUGGGCAUCGCGGUCGUGGUCCUCAUCAUCGUCUGCAUCAGAAAAAAACGCGGGACACACAUUGCUGUCAAGGAGGUGGCAAACGAGGAAGGGGCUGAGCUCUCUGGUAAGCGCGACAAUCCUGUGGCAUCAAUGCUGAGUUAAGAACUUUUGAAGAGGAUCCUCACUGGACUAGUCUUUGAAUGUACUCAUCCAUGUGCAUGUGGACAGCACAGGCUUGUGCAGCGUCCCUGGAAAAUAUGUUUCUGCACACCAAUCUGAAGUUCAGAUUAGUAUAACCAAUUUUUCUGUUAUGUAUAAUUCAUUUCAGUGACAUUUUGGAUACCUUUCCUUUACAGCAUCAUCAUUUUCUUUAUUCUAUAAUUAUGAAGGAAGGAGAUUUCCUGUAUAUCAAAGACGCAUAAACACCACAUUGAUUUAAUCUUGCACUAUAGCGCAGAGUACAGCUCAGCGUGACCAAUAUAGGUCAGUUAUGCAGAACUGUUGCACAGUUCACUUUAAAGACAGCUGGCCCCUAAACAAUAAACCAGCCCCCCGGCUUUCUCGAUUCAACUUCCACCGUAACAGAAAUUGUAUAGUGGGACCUGUUAAAUAGUCCCGUUUAUAGUGCCUGAACAUAAGGCAUGUUCCUUAUGCCUUAAUGCAGAAAGCCAAGUGUUUUAGCUUGUACGUUGCCUGAGUAUUGUGUAUAUAUGUCAACCAAGUUGUUGGAAUCUUGCCAUGUGAUUCAUCAUACAAUUUUGUUUUUUUGUUUGUGCACUGUUGCAUCUCCAAAUUGACCACUUUUGAUAGUUACGUGUGACCGGACACAAGUGACAAACAUUAUAGACUGUGAUCUUUGCUCUUUUCCGGCUUUUUAGCUUAAUUUAUUGAAUUAAAAUUUGUGUCACCAUCACAGUUUUGUAUAAUUGUGAGGCAGGUGUGUGUUUCCUGAUGAACUGAUGAAAUAAUAAUAGAAUAAGAACAAGUAUGUUGUUUGAUGUAUUGUAUUAUUUAUGUUUUACUUAUACAGUAUGUACAAAAGCUUUGCUUAGCAUGAUUAAACCUUUGACUGUGGUGUAGAAGUUUGCUACCUUGAAAAGAGAAUUAAACUUGUAAUAAAAUACA